GUCGAAUAUCCUUAUUCUAUAUAUCCUUGCGCAAAAUUAUCAUAAAUGUCAUAAUCUGUCAGUGGGCUAAUAUUUUUCGUUAUGGCUAUGGCUGGCAAUUUAUUUCGUAUAAUAAAUUUAACAAAAAAUCAAACUGGAUUCUUGGUUGCAACAUCUAAUAAUGCCUCCAUAGCAUUUUACUCAGGCCCUCCACCAGGUACACCUCCACCCCAAACAAAAACCAAGUUUGGACCAUUAGCAGAUGAAGAUAGAAUAUUUACAAAUUUAUAUGGAAAACAUGAUUGGCGACUUAAAGGGGCAAUUAAACGAGGAGAUUGGUACAAAACUAAAGAAAUAUUAGGAAAAGGAGCUGACUGGAUCAUUAAUGAACUGAAAACAUCAGGUCUUCGUGGAAGAGGAGGUGCAGGUUUUCCUACAGGAAUGAAGUGGUCUUUCAUGAACAGACCUGGUGAUGGCCGGCCAAAAUAUUUAGUUGUAAAUGCUGAUGAGGGUGAACCGGGAACUUGUAAAGAUAGAGAAAUAAUGAGACACGAUCCUCAUAAACUUGUAGAGGGAUGUCUGAUUGCUGGAAGAGCAAUAGGUGCUAAAGCUGCUUACAUUUAUAUUAGAGGGGAGUUUUAUAAUGAAGCAUCAAAUAUGCAAGUGGCUAUAGCAGAGGCAUAUCAAGCAGGCUUUUUAGGAAAAAAUGCCUGCGGGUCAGGUUAUGAUUUUGAUGUAUUUAUGCACAGAGGAGCUGGUGCUUAUAUUUGUGGAGAGGAAACAGCAUUAAUUGAAUCGAUUGAAGGAAAACAAGGAAAACCUAGACUAAAACCACCCUUCCCAGCAGAUGUUGGUGUAUUUGGAUGUCCCACAACAGUAAAUAAUGUUGAAACAAUUGCAGUUUCUCCAUCUAUCUGCCGCAGAGGAGGUGCUUGGUUUGCUUCGUUUGGAAGAACACGUAAUUCUGGAACAAAACUGUUUAAUAUUUCUGGACAUGUAAAUACACCAUGUACAGUAGAAGAAGAAAUGAGUAUUCCACUAAAGGAACUUAUUGAAAUUCAUGCCGGUGGAGUUCAGGGUGGUUGGGAUAAUUUAUUAGCUAUAAUCCCAGGAGGAUCUUCUACCCCACUCAUACCCAAAAAAGUGUGUGAAGAUGUUCUAAUGGAUUUUGAUGGACUGGUAGCUGCUCAAACUAGUUUGGGUACUGCUGCUAUUAUUGUCAUGAAUAAACAAACUGAUAUUGUAAAGGCUAUUGCUAGAUUGAUAAUGUUUUAUAAGCAUGAGUCUUGUGGACAAUGUACUCCUUGCCGAGAAGGUGUUAAUUGGAUGAACAAAAUGAUAUAUAGAUUUGUUGAUGGUAACGCUAAACCGGAAGAAAUUGAUAUGCUCUGGGAAAUCAGUAAACAAGUAGAGGGUCAUUCAAUUUGCGCCUUGGCCGAUGGUGCAGCUUGGCCGGUCCAAGGUUUAAUUAGACAUUUUAGACCGGAACUUGAGGACAGAAUGAAACAGUUCCACGAGCAAAAGAAAAGAGCUUCAAAUUAAAUUUUGAAUAAUUAUAUUUUGUUGAAAAAGUAUUUCUCCUAAAGCUUCACCACAUAUGUAUAUAUUAAUAAAUAUAGGCAUUAAAUGUUUAUUUAAUUGCUUAAUUAUAGGCCGUUUAUUCUCAGCAUUAUCUAAAUCAUAGGUAGAUUAUUGUUGAUUUCAAUGAUCCAGUGACUAUACAGAAGUGAAAAUAUUGUUAACUGUGAACAAUCUGUGGUAUGAAAUUAAAAAUAAAAUAAUUUUUGUUACUAAAAA
Molecule: messenger RNA, 1776 nt
Organism: Sitophilus oryzae (rice weevil)
Lineage: Eukaryota; Metazoa; Arthropoda; Insecta; Coleoptera; Curculionidae
Gene: ND-51
Product: NADH dehydrogenase [ubiquinone] flavoprotein 1, mitochondrial
Exons: 7
Coding region: 82-1521 (479 amino acids)
Biological process (GO): mitochondrial electron transport, NADH to ubiquinone
Molecular function (GO): NAD binding; 4 iron, 4 sulfur cluster binding; FMN binding
Source: RefSeq, a predicted model, not a curated record